AUGUCUUGGAAGUGUGCUUUAUGUGGAAAAUCAGUUUAUUUUGCUGAACGAAAACAAGCAGAAGGUAAAGAUUGGCAUAAUAUUUGUUUUAAUCAAUAUUAUAAAAAGAAAAGACAAGCAGAUGCAGAAAGAAUAAAUGCAGAAUAUAGGAAGGUUGCUGAUGUUUGUCCUGAAUGUGGAGAAUUAAGAAAAGAUUCUGAAGUUCGUUUUUGUGCCGGUUGUGGAUACAAGUUCCAAUGA
Molecule: messenger RNA, 240 nt
Organism: Entamoeba dispar SAW760
Lineage: Eukaryota; Evosea; Mastigamoebida; Endamoebidae
Exons: 2
Coding region: 1-240 (79 amino acids)
Source: RefSeq, a predicted model, not a curated record